AUGAUAAGGGUGUGUGGAGGCUUAUCCAACAAUAUUUACGAAGGAAGGGAUUUCCAUUCGACGGUCAUGAAUCCUGUGCUUGAUAAAGACGAUGCAGCACUCAGCAGUCUACUUGAAAUUACAAAUUCUGAAGCUAUGGACACUCCAAUAGACAGUGAUGGACGCACUGCCAUUUUGGUUGCACAUGCACCAUCGUUAGAGCAAUUGCUUAAGUCGUGGUCCGAAAGAACCGCAAACGAACAUCGAGAGAAAGAAAAACAAGGUCAAAGAAUGGCUGAAGAAGGCAAAGCUCCAAAUGAUAGAAUAGAAUAUGGAGAACGCAAACAGUUUUCUCCACAAAGCAAAAGCGGCAACUGUCUGGAAGACCAUUUACAAAACAAAAUUCAUCAGACCACAACCAACUUUCGAUCUUCCAUAGAUAAUGAAAACAACGUAGAUCAAACCAGAACAAGCACUUCCAGCACUACGAGCCCGAGAAGAAAAGUGUCGUCUAGUGAAUUCGAUUAUGAACAAUUUUCAUUUCACGAUAUGCCCAUGGAUAAUACUGGAGCAAUGGAAGAAUGCGAACUCUUAGAAAUGGGUGAUAUGAACGAGAUGUGCUAUUCGUUAUCAGACUAUGACCCAGAAGAUGUGAUACAGAUGGAACGUCAGUUGGCUAGUAUUGAAGCUGACAAGCUCACAACUGCUAUAAACAAUGAUUUUCUUCUCGAGUCUUUUCAUGCCGCUUCGGACCUGAAGAGGGAACUCAAUGGUAAGUUUUUCCAGAUUACAUAG
Messenger RNA from Angiostrongylus costaricensis, 774 nucleotides. The record is from the annotation of a GenBank genome assembly. Lineage: Eukaryota; Metazoa; Nematoda; Chromadorea; Rhabditida; Metastrongylidae.